Messenger RNA from Centruroides sculpturatus (bark scorpion), 3105 nucleotides. RefSeq names its product nuclear factor interleukin-3-regulated protein-like. Bases 1055 to 2296 code for a protein of 413 amino acids. Lineage: Eukaryota; Metazoa; Arthropoda; Arachnida; Scorpiones; Buthidae. Gene Ontology annotation, cellular component: nucleus. Gene Ontology annotation, biological process: circadian rhythm; regulation of DNA-templated transcription. The transcript is spliced from 2 exons. Gene Ontology annotation, molecular function: DNA-binding transcription factor activity; DNA binding. The record is from RefSeq and is a predicted model, not a curated record.
UUUUAAGCAUUGUCCUGUAACGUGACGGACGGGAGGGUUUUCGCUUUCUUUUUCAAAUUUAUCAUACUUACCGUGCUUGGUUUAAGUUAGCGAAAGUGAAGUUUUUUAAGUGAUUGUCUAUAAAUAACUCGUUGGAGUUUGUAGAAGAGGUUUAUGUUUUUAUCAACUUAUAUAUACGUAGGCAUACUUGUAAUUAAAUUUAAAAAUAUGUAAUUCUUUUCGGUGAGAUGUUUAUUUAUAAAUUAUAUAAUGAGAUUAUUUUAAAUGUGUAACAUUUUAUUUGUAUUUGGUGAUGUAAUGACGCAUUUGCUACACGUGUCGAACUUCUGAUGACAUCACACAGGUAAGCGUGCGUAAUGAUAGCGUGGAAAAAUUGCAUGCGAGAUGUAUAUACGUGUAUGAAAUUAUUAGAAAAAAACAGUAAUUAGUAUGUAGAUAAUUUCAAAAUUUUCCUCUAUUUUCUAAAUUAUUACGGGUAAAUUUUAUCGACCGCAAUCGGGAAAAACCUAGGUUGACUUCGGAAAGAAGCUAUUUUUAAACGCAGUCAUUUGGUCAACCCGAUCUGGCCACCCCGAGCUGUGUAAUUCGUAUAGUCCGCAUAUAACGCGGUCAAUGCCUUUAUCGGUAUAAUUCUUAAACAGGCACUGGAGGAGGGGCUGCUGUGCUAAUUGCCUUGGCCUCUUUUACCAUUCCCUGACCUGGUUCCGGCCCCUUCGCUCUCCCCGGCGUAAUUUGGGACACCCCUUUCACUGUAAGAGUGUCUAGCUCUGAAUGCCCGGAUAUGGCUGUCUCCACCUUAUCGAGAGAUAUGGUCAAAGCCGCAGCAUAGUCGUGUUCUUUAGUGGCUUUUAUACACGUGGACUGCAGGAUUUCGAUCGAAUUUUGUUGCCGAUUUGCUGUAACGUCGUGUGUGUAUGUGUGUGCGCGAGUGUGUAGGACAAACACGUGCCGUCGCUUGACCUUGACUCGACGUUCUCUUGCUCGUGUAGUGAAGAGAACGGAUGUUGUCUGACAGUAUAUUGUAGGGUUUGUCCCGUUAUUCACAGGUGCAUCCAUGGCACUCAUAGACAAGUUGAUGUCGCGGUUAAACUACUCUCCAGAUGCGAACAUCAUGAUGGUCACUGAAAACGAACCUCAAGCCAAAAAGUGUCGUCUUCGUGCUGAAUACGAUUUAGAGCUCAGCAUGCCACCUCAAUCAAUUAGUCCAGGAGCAAUAUCUCCUAAUCUAGUAGCAUCUAAUUGGCCCGGAGCUAAGUCUUCGAUGAGUCAAAUGAACGUCGAUUUUUCAAAUCGUUUAAAUUCUAAAGACUUAUUUCCAUCAAGGAAACAAAGAGAAUUUAUACCAGAGGCAAAGAAGGAUGAAAGUUAUUGGGAUAGACGAAGAAGAAAUAACGAAGCUGCCAAGAGAUCAAGAGAGAAACGCAGGAUGAACGAUAUGGUUCUAGAAACCCGAGUAUUGGAAUUGAGUAAAGAAAACGCUCUCUUGAGAGCAGAAUUGGCCACUUUAAAAGAUAAGUUUGGGUUAAACGAUAGAACUGUAAUCGUUUCAAAUCACCAAAUACCAAUUUCUCUUACUCCGGAAUUUCGUAGUAGGCGGUCAAAACUCUUGACAACAUUAAUGCCGAACGUUGUUGGUUCUCCGACAUCGGGACCUCCGGCUCUUUUGGAUCCAGAAGGCAUACCAGUUUUACAAGUCAGUACUCCAAUGCAUCACCAGCAACAGCAACAACACCACCACCACCACCAUCACCACCAGCAGCAGCAGCAGCAGCAACAACAACAACAACAACAACAACAACAAAUUCACCAAGAAGCAACAGAUAAGGAUUCUCAGAAUAAUCGCCGAAGUCCGUCAACGGUGACCACACAAGGUCGUGGUGAGUCUCAUUCAGAUCAAGAAUCGGGAGGAUCCUCUGGUUCGUGGUCUUCGACGGACGAUAGUGGCUACCAUGGCAAAUCACCUUAUAGUUCCAUCCCACAUAAGUUAAGACAUAAAUCUCAUCUGGGUUCCGAUAAUUCACCCGAACAUGGACAAGCAAAUAAUGAAGUAAGUCCAGAAAUUCAAGAGGAGAGAAAGCCAAGUCCUCCAGCAUCGGUUCAGCAGCAGUCAUAUAGUCAUCGAGAUAUACAGGCUGAAAACUUUCAGUUGCGAUCUGAUUUAGAACGUUUAGCUUCAGAAGUAGCGAGUUUGAAAGAUUUGUUAAUUCACCAAUGCUCAAAUAUUAGCGAUCAUGAUAGUCGAGUUCAACCAAAUGCCUCAACACCAUCGUCAUCAUCCGAUGACGGUCAGAACUAAUGUUACUUCAUAAAGUUAAAAAAACAUCUGCAUCCUUCGUCCUCGUGGUGUAUAUAGAGUUUAAACUAAGUUAAAUCGCGCUUCCGAAACUUGUUUCCUUUUAAUUUCGAAACAAUUUUGAUCUCAAAAAAAUUCCCACAUUCAUCGCUUAAAUUUUCAGAAAAUUACCACAUUACUUGGUAAAUUUUAAUCCUCUGAAUUUGACAGUGUGAGGCAUUUCAAUUGAGCAUUUAAAUGCACUCAUUUGCAGUAGCAUCUUUUGUCACUAAUUACCUGUUGUUCCAUUAUUCAAAUGUUUAUACACUUUCCUUUGUACAUUAAUGUUCAUGGAGUGAAAUCACCUUCUGAACAAUUAAAUGAAGUUAUCUCCUAAAUUAUCAUAGUUUAUCAAUUCAAAAUCCUGAUAAAUUGUAGCCACGUUAUACAUUGUGUCUAGAAAAUAAGUUAUUCCUGUGAAAUCAUUGCAUAAUUGUCUUAAUAAUAAAAUUAAAAUCCAACAUAUCUUCAUUUUUCAUUCAAGUACAAACUGUACGGAGUUGUCGUUCGGCGACGAAGUUGUUACAUUAAUCAAUGAGGGACCCGAAAAAUCAUGUCUAUUUUGCUCAAAAAAAUAAAAAUAUAUAUUUACGUUUUUACGUAAUAAAUAUUAAUAUAAAAUAGCAAGAAAAAAACAACAAAAAAAUUUGUAAACUCCAAGUCAGCAGUAAAAAUAUUAAGUUGUAAGUUCCUGUAUACUGCAUCAAAAUACAUCAGCUUUAUUUAUGUCAAACAUAAAUUUGUAAUUAAAAAUUAUUUGCUUAAUUGAAUGA